GUGGAGGUGCUGCGUGAGUCAAGGUGGCCACACGCGGGGGACGGACUCGCGGUGUUGAAUGGCUGUCAUCGCUUUUUAUGACAGAUGCUCCGCGCGAUCAAUUCGCUGUGUUAAAUCGCAAACGGGCGCGCGCGUACGUGCGCGGUGAACUCUUUCUUCGCGAAUCUCGCGCGUGUUGGACCACGCGGUCACUGCCCCGUGUUGUCAUCGUCCGAACUGUGUUGAAAUUUCGUCGGAUUCAGAACAGAGAGAGAGAGAGAGAGACUCACACUCACACGUACACAGAAAGAGACCAAUAGAUCGAGAGAGAAAGACAGGGAGUAGGAGCAUCAGAGAGGAAGGAGAACGCGCUUCGUCAAAUGUCUCGCGGACGAAGCGGUUAAAUAUCUUCGGUAGGAAAGCAGAGAGAGAAAGAGAUAGAGAAAAAAGAGAAAGAGAGGGAGACUGAGCCAGCUGUCUUGCGAGCAGCCCGUCGUGGGCCUACGUCGCGAGGAGGCAUCGUCCGCGCCGAGUGGCGAAGCUGUGAGGUGAUAAUAUCGCUCGGAGUGUCCAACGGCGAGUCCGUCAUCAUCGCCGAGUUAUCGUCGCGCGCGCGACAAUGGCAAAGACGUACGAUUAUUUAUUCAAGCUCCUGCUGAUCGGGGACUCCGGCGUGGGCAAGACCUGCGUGCUCUUCCGCUUCUCCGAGGACGCGUUCAACACGACCUUCAUCUCCACUAUCGGCAUCGACUUUAAGAUACGCACCAUCGAGUUGGACGGCAAGAAGAUUAAGCUACAAAUAUGGGAUACCGCUGGACAGGAGAGGUUUCGCACCAUAACGACGGCGUACUACCGCGGUGCGAUGGGGAUUAUGUUGGUGUACGAUGUUACGAACGACAAAAGUUUCGAGAACAUUAAGAACUGGAUUCGGAAUAUAGAGGAGAACGCGUCCGCGGACGUGGAGAAGAUGUUGUUAGGUAAUAAGUGCGAGCUCACGGACAAGAGGCAAGUGACGAAGGAGAGGGGCGAGCAACUAGCGGUUGAAUACGGGAUUAAGUUUAUGGAGACCUCGGCGAAAUCUAGCAUCAAUGUGGAGGAGGCUUUUUAUACCCUGGCACGUGAUAUCAAAGCAAAAAUGGAAAAGAAACUGAAGGAGGCAUCGAAUCCACCGAAAGGCGGCGGUCACCAGUUGAAAGCUUCGGAACCACAGAGGAAGCCACCCAGUUGGCUUGCCCGUUGUACUAUACUCUGACCCCCCAAAUAUUAUCAGCUGUUCAACGAGGCGCAUCUAUUUACUAUUAUCAUUAUUUACUUAUGUUCAUUUCGUCGAACAAAAGCGAUGCUUCGCGAAGCCUUUCGCGUCUCACGCAUCGGGCUUAGCGGGUUUACUCCUUGACAAUGAUGAGAUGUUCGCAUCGUAUUAAAGGCUCAGAGGUUACUUGCAUGAACGCGUCUUUCGCCGAAGAAACCCUCAGAGGAGAAAGUGUUGGACCUUUCCGUUUUAUCUUGUACGAGAAACGAGCAUUGUUUUAUUUAAGUUUAAUACAAUUGACACGAUUCACUGCACGCUCCGGUUUGUUAAUCGACAUAGUUAAACAGAUUUAGCCGAUAGAGUCGCGGUAGGUCAAUCCGAGAUCCAACGAUCUCACUUACACCUUGUGAUCAUCUCGGCCACCUCGGGGAUCGGAUGAUGUGAUUUGUUAAAUUAGUUGAAAGCGCCACGCUGUAUUUGUAGUAGAACACAAUGGACUUCUCCUCUGGUUUUCUUACAUUGAUUCGCGGGUACGGCUGAUUUUUUUUUAAUCGAAGGAUCAAUAUUAAGUAUAAAAGUUUUUAGUACGUGUUACUUAAUCUUUUAUGGCAAUAGGAUGAAGUAUACAUUUCCUCGUGCACGAAAUUCCACAUCGUUUCAACAUGACUUACAUUAUGUGUGUUUCUCGUUUUAUUGGAGGACCAUGUGUCUAUAAAAGUAUAUAUAGAAACGUACACAUCACACACACACGUACAUACAUACACAUGUAUACACACACAUACACGCGCGCGCGUCAUGCAACAUCACAAUGAUUAAAAAUGGCAAAAAAACUAAAUAAAAUUAAGCAGUAUAUAGGUAUCGCAAAACCGUUUUUAUACUGUUAAGAAGAUAGCUUUUUCACAAAAUUAACGAGAAAACAUAAACUAGAGCAUUAACACACUGAUGUAAUUAAAAUGCCUUGUGGCGAAUUGAACAAGAACUUUAUAGACAAUUUUGUUACACCACCGAUGUAUAAGUACGUAUAUGUCGGUGUCAUAAGAAGUUUUAUUAAGUCUGAGAAAACAAAGGGCAACAAUGUAAGAGUAGCGUACAAAGCUUGGUUUUUCGACAAAAAAAUUUGCAUCGAUAAAGAUAAAUCUGUUUGCAGGAUCUACCAUAAGGAAGAAAAGAAAGAAAAAUUUCUCUUUAUUCGCUGGUCGUCGUAAUGUGCAUCUUACGAGUUUGCAUUUUUACUAUCUGAACUUGUUCAACUUAUACUUAAAUAUACACGAUUAUUAUAAUACAUUUUUUAUUAAUCCUGUA
Molecule: messenger RNA, 2533 nt
Organism: Ooceraea biroi (clonal raider ant)
Lineage: Eukaryota; Metazoa; Arthropoda; Insecta; Hymenoptera; Formicidae
Gene: Rab8
Product: RAS oncogene family member Rab8
Molecular function (GO): GTP binding; GTPase activity
Source: RefSeq, a predicted model, not a curated record